Messenger RNA from Pseudovirgaria hyperparasitica, 948 nucleotides. RefSeq lists its product as uncharacterized. Gene Ontology annotation, cellular component: cytoplasm; ribonucleoprotein complex; nucleus. NCBI's taxonomy places the organism in Eukaryota, Fungi, Ascomycota, Dothideomycetes, Acrospermales, Acrospermaceae. Gene Ontology annotation, molecular function: mRNA binding. The transcript has 4 exons. The record is from RefSeq and is a predicted model, not a curated record. Bases 1 to 948 code for a protein of 315 amino acids.
AUGAGCUCCAGAAGAGAUUCAGGAGCAAGCAGCAGUCAGAGCGGAUUCUUCUGCUUAUCGAAUGUACAAGGCGAUUGGCAAACAUUGAAGGACCUUCUUCGAAGCGAAAUCCGAGGCCAACCUGGGUGGGUAGAUUUUCUCAAAGGUUCUACACCUGGUCAAACAGACGCAUAUUUCAGCGUGAAAACCGAGGAGGAUGCCGAUAAAGCCUACUACGCACUUACCAACAAAGGUCUUAACGGGGUUCCCGUUGGCGUUCAUCGAUUCAAUGACAAGACAAGUCCUCCAGCGUUAGUGGCCUGCAAUUGUCAAGAGCUCCACCCUGGCUGUGUUGGACAUCUUGGAGGCAUUUACGCGGACACUUCAGGUGUCACAUCACAUAUGAUGGCUCAAAUGCCGCAACACAUGGCCGCACCAUACUAUGCCACAGCUCCGGCAUAUGCUUAUCCAAUGCCCGCAAAUACAAUGCAACAUACUCAGACCUAUAUGGCAGUACCAUAUGCGGUGCCGAUUGCGACUACUGCUUACAGUAUGCAAAGCGUCAUGGCAUACGCAACGCCCCAAUACCAGUAUAUACCACAGCCUCCAGUCCAGCAGAUGCGGAUUAAUGCAAACGGAGGGACCGUCCCGAUGGAAGCUCGUGGGAUUUUCAUUUCCAAUAUUGACCAAUCUACCACGCAAGAGCAGCUUGAAGCAUUCCUUCGAGAACGAAACGCCCGUCCAAUAUCAGUCCGGCUACCCCGCGACCGCAAAAGGGCUCGUGGCCAUGCCACAGUACUGUUUGAUACAGGUAUGGAGGCGCAGAAUGCCAUGAUUGUACUAGACGGUCAAACUCUUCAAGGGAAGAAGAUCAGAGUCCGUAUGGACCAAAAUGCCACGGUUGUUGAGUCUUCGAGUGGGCCUCUUGUGGUGAACGGGUCAAGUCAAGGUACAAGGCAGCGUCGCUAA